CCUGUUGCUGUCUCUUUCUCCCCGUCUUCCUUCUUCUUCCUCUUCUUCCAUUUCUCAUCCAUUCCUCCCACACCCAACCCAAUUCAUCCGUCUCAUUCUCCCUAAGGUCCUUCCUGACCCCCGUCACACCCCUCUCCAGUCGUAUCGUGCGCCCCCUUCACUGUUCCUCUACAGCCAUGUCUGGUGUCAACAAGGCUUGUUGCUCCAUCCCCCCGAUCGUGGCCCAGGGCUACCAGGGCAAGGGCGAAUACAAGACCAUCAAUGGCUUGAAGACUUACGUCACCGGCCCCGAAUCCGCUACCAAGGCCAUCCUCGUCAUCUACGACAUUUUCGGUUUCUUCCCCCAGACUAUCCAGGGUGCCGACAUCCUGGCCACCGCGAGCGAGCAAAAGUACCGCGUCUUCAUCCCCGACUUCUUCCAGGGCGAGCCGGCCGACAUCACCUGGUUCCCUCCUCAGACCGACGACCACAAGCAGAAGUUGGGUAACUUCUUCCAAACCAAGGCUGCUCCUCCCGCAAACCUGCCUAAGAUCCCCUCCAUUGUCUCCGAGGCCAACAAGCUCGCUGCUGGCGGCAGCUUCCAGUCCUGGUCGAUCCUGGGCUACUGCUGGGGAGGCAAGAUCACGACCCUGGCGUCUGGUCAGGAUAACAAGCUGUUCAAGGCGGCAGUGCAAUGCCACCCGGCGAUGCUCGACCCCAACGAUGCCAAGAGUGUCAACAUCCCCAUGGCGGUGCUGGCCUCUAAGGAUGAGAACCCCAAGGAUGUCGAGGCAUUCGGUGCCAACCUGCAGCAGGCCAACUAUGUCGAGACCUUCUCCACCCAAAUCCACGGAUGGAUGGCUGCUCGCUCCAACCUCGAGGAUGAGCAGGUGCGCAAGGAGUACGAGCGGGGAUACCGGACCGCGCUGGACUUCCUCCAGAAGCACGCCUAAACACUGACGGUCAACAUGCCAUAAUGAAUGGAAUCUGAAUAAUGAAUUUUGUGAAACCAAAAGUGUAUAUAUGACUGUCAGCAAAUGCCCAAGU
Molecule: messenger RNA, 1026 nt
Organism: Aspergillus costaricaensis CBS 115574
Lineage: Eukaryota; Fungi; Ascomycota; Eurotiomycetes; Eurotiales; Aspergillaceae
Product: dienelactone hydrolase family protein
Exons: 5
Coding region: 177-932 (251 amino acids)
Molecular function (GO): hydrolase activity
Source: RefSeq, a predicted model, not a curated record